Anoplophora glabripennis (Asian longhorned beetle) is the source of this 862-nucleotide messenger RNA. Its product is annotated as serine, glycine and glutamine-rich protein-like. Lineage: Eukaryota; Metazoa; Arthropoda; Insecta; Coleoptera; Cerambycidae. The transcript has a single exon. The record is from RefSeq and is a predicted model, not a curated record. Bases 26 to 814 code for a protein of 262 amino acids.
ACAGUAUUAACGAGUAACACUAAAUAUGUGGUGUACACACAAUGUAGUAGUAUUCGUUCUUUUGUUGGGUUUUACCGUAGCAGACGAGGUUAAACAAAGUGAUAGAAGUGAAUAUAAAAGAGCAUUAACCAAAGACUGUGAAAACUCCUAUUCUGCAACGUGUUUAAAGUUGGACAUUGUUUCUUGGGUGGACAAACUUAAUGAAGAUGAUAACUAUAGUGUUUUCCCCGGAGUUUAUAUUGUGCGGGAAAAUAGUAGCGCCAGAGCUAACACAGCUGACAUUGUUGCAGAUCUUGCCAGAGACUUCCCGAACGACCCUGAAGCUCGACUGGAUGCAUUCCUCUUGAAAAAGGUGCAGCAAUAUUUAAGUUCGCAUUCCGUAAAACUCAAUCUCUAUGAAAAUGACAACACUGUUUCCGGUCAAGCCCGUAAGGGCAGUGGCGGAGGUGGCGGAGGCGGUGGAAAGAAAGGUGGCGGUGGAAUGGGGAUGAUUUUAGCUGCCGCCGCUAUGAUGAAGGGUACUCUUAUGGCUUUGGCAAUGGGUGGUUUGGCUGCCCUAGCUGGAAAAGCGUUAAUGACAGGUCUUAUAUCCUUACUGCUGUCUGCCAUUAUUGGACUAAAAUCGUUAUCAGGUGGUGGAGGAAAAACUACAUACGAAGUUGUUUCCAAGCCUGUGUACACCCAUUCCAAUUCUCACUCCUCCUCCCAUGAGGACUAUGGUCAUCAUGGUGGUGGUGGUGGCCAUUCAGGAUAUGGAAGAAGUUUUGACAUGCCUCUACCGCUUGGAUUGCAACCCGAAUACAAACCACAAUAAUACUUAUAUUUAUUUAAUUUAUUUAUAAUAAAGUAUUUAUUUUUUUUA